AUGUAUAAAAUAAAACCCGACGAUUUUGUUAAAGUGUCCAAAAAUUUGGACUAUUUAACUAUCGAGUCAUUUAAAUUGAUUACAAAUGAAAAAAAUUCAUUCGAUGUGAUUAUCGAUCUGGGCUUCGGUGACGGCAGAGUUACCCGAUUGUUGUCCCAAAACGUACCGCACAAACAACUGGUGGCCAUCGAUGUCGUACCCGAAAUGCUGGAACACGCUGUGGCCAACAAUACGGACGAUCCGACCAUUGAGUAUGUCCUGCAAGACCUGACUGUUUCGUGGCCUGAGUUGAGUCCACGGAUCAGACAAUUGGAGUCCAAAGUAGAUCUACUGUUCAGUAACUUUAUGUUACACUAUAUCACAGAUAAGUAUCAACUGAUGGCAAUAAUUGGACAAUUGUUGACCAGCGGUGGACUGUUUUAUUCAACUAUUCUUAUUACUAGAGAUUUAAAUACAAAAAAACUUGUAAUCAAUAAUAAUAAUAAUAGGGUUGAGAAACAACUGUUGUAUCCAUCGGUUGACAAACAGAUUAACGUUUGGAAACAGUGUUUAGUCGACAAUGGAUUUCAAAUUAAAUUAUUUAAAGUAAUAACCGAUUAUAUAGUUUUGAAUCGUAAAAUGAUUAUCGACAUUAUGCCAGUAUUAGUUGACGACUAUUUGCAUGUCGGCGGCGGUCAUCAGUUUUCUGACCAGACUAGUGACCACUUCUGGAACAGUGUAUUUGAAAACAAUUUUAGUCCACUGGACUCGGAGUCGGCGGCGGCGGCGGCGACUGAGAUGUCGGCGGAGUCGGUGUCCAACCCUAACGCUUGGAAACAAUUUUUAGCCGACAAUACUAUUACUGAAAUGCGUAACAAUUAUCAUGUUUUACGUGUUAUGGCUUAUAAUAAUAGACAAUAA
Oppia nitens is the source of this 900-nucleotide messenger RNA. RefSeq lists its product as uncharacterized. Gene Ontology annotation, molecular function: S-adenosylmethionine-dependent methyltransferase activity. Bases 1 to 900 code for a protein of 299 amino acids. The record is from RefSeq and is a predicted model, not a curated record. NCBI's taxonomy places the organism in Eukaryota, Metazoa, Arthropoda, Arachnida, Sarcoptiformes, Oppiidae. The transcript has 3 exons.